Molecule: messenger RNA, 1095 nt
Organism: Penicillium cinerascens
Lineage: Eukaryota; Fungi; Ascomycota; Eurotiomycetes; Eurotiales; Aspergillaceae
Exons: 3
Coding region: 1-1095 (364 amino acids)
Source: RefSeq, a predicted model, not a curated record
AUGGCUCACGCAGCACCAGCCGGCUAUGGCACCACUCUGCUGGUGGUGACUUGGGUCGAGGCCGCCAUCGCCUUCCUGCUGCUGCUGGCUCGCGUGUACACGACCUGGCGGAUUACUCGACAUGUUCGCAGUGAUCUGUUCUUGGCUCUGCUGACAUUUGCUGUCGCCAUGGCAAGCACGAUAUUCCUCACGGUCAGCAUCGGCUACGGACUCGGCGAACACGUAGCUGCGGAUGCCCUGCUACCCGAACAGAUCAGCGCAGCCAUAAAAUGGAGUUGGAUCAACCAGGCCCUGGGAAUUUUUGCGAUCGCGCUGGGUAAGCUAGCCAUUGUCGCCUUUCUUCAACAGAUCCACGGACCUGAACACCGAGGGCGAGUCUUGAUGCUAUGGGGCGUAGCCAUCAGCAACCUAUUGAUCAACUCAAUCACCAUCGGCAUGAUCUACACUCAGUGCUCCCCUCGAGAGAAACUAUGGAACGAUGCAAUUUCGGGAUCGUGCGAUGGGCGACGGCGAAACCAAACCACCGCGUACUUCCAAGGAAGCUGGUCGGCCUUUUGUGAUCUCAUUCUCGCUCUGUACCCCGUGGCUUUCUUCUGGAAAGUGCGACUCAGCAUGCGCAUCAAAGUCGGUCUAUGUCUCCUGAUGGGACUGGGCAUCAUUGCCUGUGCUUGCUCGAUUGUAAAGACCACAUAUCUGCGAGUACUCUCUCAGACUCAAGAUGUUACGUACUACAUCGCGCAGCUGGUGACAUGGAACGAAACGGAGAAAUGGGUUGUUUUAAUAGUCGGGUGUAUUCCGCCUAUUCGUCCUCUGUUGAUGGUCCUCUUCCACAAAGUUGUCUCCUCUGUACGCUCCUCUCCCGGACAUAAUAAGCACUACAAGGAGACCGAGCUGCACUCCUACUCUCAAGUAUCCAGUCCAGCCGUUGGCUCACGAUCCGACACUGCACGACUUCCAAGCGUGCUAUUCGCAAAACGCAGCGAAGACAACGCUCUGGAAGAGGGAGCCAUAAUGAGAACCACUGAUAUCAUUUUGAGCUACGAGGUUGCACAUCAGCUCCUCGCACACCGCGCGCACCAAGCGACAACCGACUAG